Penicillium samsonianum is the source of this 777-nucleotide messenger RNA. RefSeq names its product GPI anchored serine-threonine rich protein. Lineage: Eukaryota; Fungi; Ascomycota; Eurotiomycetes; Eurotiales; Aspergillaceae. The record is from RefSeq and is a predicted model, not a curated record. The coding region runs from base 1 to 777 and encodes 258 amino acids. The transcript has a single exon.
AUGCGUUUCUCCGUCGCCACCGUUUUCUCUGCCCUCGUGGCUCUGGCUGCUGCCCACACUGCUCCUGACUACACCAAGAACCCCAGUGGCAAUGCCAUCGUUUCCCCUGGCCUGAACGAGGUCGUUCCCGAGGGCAAGACCUACACCAUCAAGUGGACUCCCACCACUGUUGGCCCCAUCUCCCUGGUCCUCCUGCGCGGUCCCUCCAACAACGUCCAGCCCCUCAAGACUCUCGCCGAGUCCAUCCCCAACAGCGGCGAGUUCAAGUGGACUCCUGGCUCUGACCUUGAGGCCGACGUUACCCACUACGGUCUGCUCCUCGUUGUCGAGGGUACCGGCCAGUACCAGUACUCCACCCAGUUCGGUAUCUCCGCCGCUGCUGGCUCCAGUUCCAGCUCUUCUGCCACCACCGUCGAGAAGACCGAGACCACCACCAUCUGCCCCGAGACCGAGACCACCGCUGCUGCCACCACCACCCCGGCUGCCUCGUCCACCGUCUACGAGAGCACCGAGAUCACCACCACCAUCUGCCCCGAGACUGAGACCACCGCUGCUGCCACCACCGUCGGCCCCAAGGUCACCCCCACCGGUGUCUCCCCCGUCGGACCCCCCUCCAGCACCCCCUUGACCUCCGUCCGUCUCACCACCAGCGCCAUCCCCACCGGCACCGCCUCUGCUUCUCCUUCGGCUUCGUCCCCUGUUUUCAACAGCGCUGGCCGCAACGCCAUCAGCUUCGGUGCCGUCAUGGCCGGUGUCCUCGCCGCUUUCGCCCUCUAA